This is a messenger RNA of Silurus meridionalis, 1099 nucleotides long. RefSeq names its product UBA-like domain containing 1b (gene ubald1b). The record is from RefSeq and is a predicted model, not a curated record. Gene Ontology annotation, molecular function: protein binding. Bases 90 to 515 code for a protein of 141 amino acids. The transcript is spliced from 3 exons. NCBI's taxonomy places the organism in Eukaryota, Metazoa, Chordata, Actinopteri, Siluriformes, Siluridae.
CGGACCUGGCAACCCUGGGGAAGAGCAUGACUGAGUACGUCGAGUUUGAAGGAGUCCAGAGAGGAACAGAAAUAAACUAGUUUAGUAGCAUGGACGAACUAAAGCACCAGGUUAUGAUCAACCAGUUCGUUCUGAUCGCAGGCUGUGCGGCGGACCAGGCCAAACAGCUUCUCCAGGCAGCACACUGGCAGUUCGAGACUGCCCUUAGCUCCUUUUUUCAGGAAGCAAAUAUUCCCUACAGCCAUCAAAUGAUGUGCACGCCUGCCAACACCCCAGCGACGCCCCCCAACUUCCCAGACGCUCUAGCCAUGUUCUCCCAUCUUCGAGCCUCAGAGAGUAUCGGUGCCAGUCCCAUUGCUUCUAUGGCUACCUCUCCUCCACCCUACAUUAACUGGGCUGUUGGUCCCACACCACCUUCCAGCCAGCAGGGGCUUUGGGCAGCUGCUCAGCUUCCUUCUCACACCGCAGUUAGCCAGCAGGCAGCCUCUGAGCAGCCCAUGGAGGCCGAGAGAUGAGACAAAAACUCCAAGCAUGAUGAGGAGCGACACCACAGAGUGAAAGCACCUAAAGUGGAUAAAGCACUGAAAGACUGAGAAACAUGAGCAAUCAAGACUGAGCAUGUGUUCUCAUUUAAGAGACAGAACAGAAAUCGUCACUGUUUUUUUUAAAUUUUUAUUAAUAUAUUAUUUUUUUAAUCCAGUGACCUCCUGGAUGUAAUGUGUACUCAGACCUCAAGGUGCACGUGUGUAUGGGUUUAUUAGUUUCUUUUUCGUUGUUCACAGUGGAGCUUAUUCAGCAAACAGUCCACCACCAGACAGUGUUUGCACUGAAAUGUUUAUAAUAUUAUCAUACUUUGUUUUUCUAAAUAUUUGAAAGCAGUGUUUGUCGUUUGCAAUCCCAAAAUUCGACUUGAUGAUAGUACACCUGGUAUAGAAGGCUGUACAAUAAUGGCUAAUUGAUUGAUUGACAAAUAACCAAUAUAUUUUUGGUCAAUAUAUAUGGAGAUUACAAAUAUUUACUGUUCAUCUUUUUUGAUCAUUUGAAAUAAAAAGGUUUUUCUUUUUCACCCCCAAAAAAUAAACGCAAGUAGCUAACGUAA